CUUUUUGUUUUGAGGUAGUCAGCUCAGUUUCGGUUUUCGGUAGCCUUUCCUUCUGCAUGUUUGGGUUGUCGAAUGUGUUUACAUGAACCAAGCCUCCUAAACAUAGCCGGCAAGUGUUUUAUGUUUAGUUUUUAUAGUUUUAACAAGUUUUAGGGGUUCCUCUAACAUUCAGUCGAUAGUUCAGUGAGUUUUCGACCAAAUCGUGUGCUAUCGUGAACGUGAAAACAGGAUUCAAUCCUGUUCAACAGGAGUUUGUGUGUGCUGCAAAAUCUAGUCAAUAUUCAUAAUAUUUUUGUCGUCGGCUUAUAAUUUACCGUAAGUGAUCUGUUGCAAUAAGUUUAUUAUCCACGUGAGUCUGUGUGAAUAUUUUUAGACCGGUUUUUGUGUUAUCAAGGACUUUGAGAUCUUCUGCUACUCAUGCUACAGAGACAGGAGUGAACUUGAUUUGGCUCAAGAUCGCACCUGGAUGAGAAACCUGUACCUUUGACCGAGAAAAGAGUUCAACCCUUGAAAUGGGGGGCUGCCUUAGUUCAGAGGAUAGGGUGACACCCUUCGGAAAUUCAGCGGUUGAUGGGGGUGGUCAGUCGAAAGCGGACUUCAAGGGACCAGUGAGACAACGAAGCUGCACUGAUCUAUUCUUCCUAAUCUUUAUGGGCAUGUUCAUUAUUAUUCUGGCAAUCCUUCUUGGCUACUGCAUCAGUCAUGGAAAUAUCUACAGGAUAAUAAACGGAUUCGAUAGCUGCGGUAACGUUUGUGGAAUGGUGACCAAAAAUGAAAACCCUGCCUAUCCUUGUCAGGGAAAAGACAUGACCGAUAAAAAAUUGAUUUCGAUUAGUGCGGCAAGCGGCAGACCGAUUGUGAAUCCCAAAUACGUGCACAGGGACUGUGUGGCUAAAUGCGAUCCUGACUACAUCCAAAUACUGAACCGGUGCGUAAAGAACACUACAAGCGAGGCGAUCAGCAAUGUAUUCUCGAAAACUGGACUCGGUAGCUUCUUCCAGGAAGUCUCCGAGGAUCUCCACGUGUGUUGGAAAGAAAUGCUCUACUUGUGCAUAAUAUCAUUUAUUCUGAGUCUGACACUGUUGUUCCUGCUGAGGUUUAUGGCGGGUUUUGUUGUGUGGUUUGUGAUGAUUGGUGCCGUUGUCACCAGCAUUGGAGGCACUAUCUACUUAUGGUUGGUUUACAAGCAGAAGAAUGCUGAAGAAAAGAGGGGUGAAAUCACCGAUCGCAUUACAAGGACCUAUUUCUACUAUGCUAUUAUUGCCACAAUUGUUACGUUCAUGAUACUUCUGGUAAUAUUUGUGAUGAGGAAACGGAUUCAGCUGGUCGUUCAGCUGUUCCAUGAAGCUGGCAAAGCCAUCAGUCGAAUGCCUCUACUACUGUUCCAACCUCUUGCGACGUUCUUUGCGUUAUUCGUCAUGAUCGCCAUUUUCUUGUACUUCAGCAUUUGGAUUGAAAGCUCUGGUAGAAUAAAUAAGUACGAAGAUAAUCUCUACUACAGCAAGGACACUGCUAUGAAGAUAACUCGCUGGUACAAUAUAUUCGCCAUGUAUUGGUUCACUCAGUUCUUCAUCGGUUGUCAGCACAUGAUUAUAGCUGGAUCUGUUGCCACAUGGUUCUUCACAAGAGACAAGAGCACCCUGAGCUCGCCUAUCAGCACUAGCUACUCCAACAUGGUGAACUACCAUCUGGGCUCCAUUGCACUGGGUUCCUUCCUGAUUGCCGUCAUCCAGUUUAUCCGCACCAUCCUCAAGUUCGUCGAGAAACAGGUGAAGGGUCAGACCAACGAGGUUAGCCGCUGCGUCUUCAAGGCCUGUCAGUGUUGUCUCUACAUCUUCGAGAAGUGUCUAGCCUUCCUCACCCGAAACGCCUACAUUGAGAUUGCGAUCUACGGAGUGAACUUUUGCACGGGAGGCCAGCAGGCUUUCAAAAUGCUUGUGACAAACGUGUUGAGAGUAGCAGCUAUCAACUCGGUCGGAGAUUUCAUUCUGUUUUUGGGAAAGGUUUUCGUGGUCGCCAUCACCCUUCUCAUUGGAACAUUCUUUAUUGAGAAAGAUGGAGUCCAACACAUGUGGGUCCCUCUGACACUCGUGGGUAUUUUCGCAUACCUUGUUUCACACUGCUUCAUGACUGUUUAUGAGAUGACCAUUGAUACAAUUUUUAUUUGCUUCUGUGAGGACUGUGAAAUGAAUGACGGAAUCAGCAAGCCCUACUUCAUGAGCAAGGGAUUGAUGGAAUUUGUCGAACACAGCCAGAAAGUAUUGUCUGUUGGAGACGGUCAAAGUUAAACUGCACAAUUUUAAAUUUUGCUACUAGUUUUAAGACGAUGAAAAUGGAAGCUGACAUCUGCAGCAACCCAAUUUUGUUUGUUUUCAAGUACGGUACCAAGUUUACGUUCCAAGGUCUGAAGAGAACAAUAUUAUCAUAAGACUGUUUGUACUACAAAGAAUUUUCCAUAUUUUUACUUCCUACGUUAUUACAGCUUCCUCACUUGUAUUUUUGUACUGAUCUGACGAACAAGUUAUUACAUAAUACAAAUUAAUAGUAUUUAGUUAGAUUUUAGUUUUCUUAGUGUAUUGAGAUUUAUAAAGAUUCAAGUUCUUAUCUGUGAGCUAAAUAUCGCCUGUGUGGAACUCGCAUUUGAUUUUAAAUAUCUAGAUGUGGUUGUAUAUUUUAAUACAGUGAAAGAUCAGCCAAAUGUAGUUAGUAAUGUAUUCCCAUUUUAAGAAUUCUAUGAUACUUUUAUCUAUUAUGAGAAAUAAUAUGUUGAACUGUGAUUACUGAUGUGAAUGCUAUUAUUGAAAGUAAUGUAAUUCAAUUUUGAGUAACCAGUAACAUAAUAAGAAAGUACCUACUUUUAAAAAAUCGAAGAAUUCCUAAUGAAGUAAAAGGCUAUUCAGUGUUAAAAACGGAAUUUUCACCUUAAUUAUCAAACUUUCAAUUAAUUUCCAUAUUCAUCUGCUUCCAAUUUUGAAGAUCAACAAGGAAGUACCUACUUUUAAAAAAUCGAAGAAUUCCUAAUGAGGUAAGGCUAUUCAGUGUUAAAAACGGAAUUUCCACCUUAAUUAUAAAACUUCCAAUUAAUUUCCAUACUCAUCUGCUUCCAAUUUUGAAGAUCAACAAGGUUUUUAUUAAUUUAAAUAUACUUCCUUACUUUUAUGGCUUCCAUUAUAUUUAUUUAUAGAUUUAUCUACUCUUUUUUGUCGUUGAACAUUGGAAAGUGAAACAGAUUAUCCCAAAAUAUCCCAAAAUAGAUUUCUUUCAUAAAAUUUGAGCAAAACAUUCCAAGGGUUAUUUUUUCAUAAAUAUCGUAUUUUAUGUUUGAAAAAAGAACUACCUAUACUUUUACUUUGAAUAAUUAAAAUUUAUUGGGAAGUUUACUAGAUUAUACCAUAGAGAAACAAUAGCGUAAGUUAUGCUAUUGUUUCUCUAUGAUCAUACUGUUUAUGCUGUAAUGAUUCAAACUGUGCCUCUAAAAUAAUUGUUUUUCAAGAAAUACAGUAUGCCUAUAACAUGAAAAAUUAACUUAACUUCAAAUAUUCAAAGUCUAUAAUUAUAUCUGGUGUUCAAUUACUGUGUUUAUUCAUUCCAGCUUUAUUACUUAUUCAUUGUUGUUUUUCUCAUUUCUAUUAUUAUAGGUAAAGUAGUAAAAGUGAACAAUUCCUCAAGUAUUCAAACUUCUUGACAUAUUGUUGUUGGUUUAAUUAAUUUAUUUAAUGAUCAAAUAUUUUGAUGUUGCCUGCUAUUUUCUUAUCAGUAUUCAUUUUCAAGUAAAUUGUUUUCAUUUUUAGUUGAUUAAAAUUUUGUUCAAUUGUAUUCCAUCAAAUUAAUUCAGUAUAUUCAUGUAUAAAUUUAGAAUAAUAGUUAUAAAUAGCAUUAGUUUUGUUACACAUCAACACUAUGUAUUGUUACCCGUUGAAAAUGAGUAUAAAUGUUUUCAAAUACAAUGAAUUAUAAAGCCAGCUUAGCAUUUUAUACUAUGAUUUUUAUAAAGUUUAUCAAUAUUGUAUUUUUCAAUAAAGAGUUUUGAUAAA
Molecule: messenger RNA, 4034 nt
Organism: Nilaparvata lugens (brown planthopper)
Lineage: Eukaryota; Metazoa; Arthropoda; Insecta; Hemiptera; Delphacidae
Product: choline transporter-like protein 1
Exons: 17
Coding region: 513-2288 (591 amino acids)
Biological process (GO): transmembrane transport
Cellular component (GO): membrane
Molecular function (GO): transmembrane transporter activity
Source: RefSeq, a predicted model, not a curated record